This is a messenger RNA of Echinostoma caproni, 705 nucleotides long. The record is from the annotation of a GenBank genome assembly. NCBI's taxonomy places the organism in Eukaryota, Metazoa, Platyhelminthes, Trematoda, Plagiorchiida, Echinostomatidae.
GUCGAGGACCCGAUCGACUAUGGCCCGGACGAGGGAUUCCGAAUGCUGUUAGAACCACCGGGUUAUCUGGAAUUCACAGACAAACAGUACACCUAUCGGUUCUAUGCAUUCGACAAGAUAUAUCAACGAAAUAAAGGUAGCGACUGGUCAUCAUCUGAUACCUCUUUGGGUCGCUGGAAGGGAUGGAGUUUUGCGGAGGCCGAUUUGCUUCGUGAAAAUAAAUACGCAGUCAUGCUGUUUGAUGACGGUCAAGGGUGCUGGAACGGACCAUCCAGAUCAGUCAAAGAGUCAAACGUUUUACCGAUUGAUUUCUCCGAUAUCCUGUUCUAUGUGGUGACGACGUUUUUUGUUGUAUUCGUCACGAGCAAAAUUUUCCGAUCGAUCACAGGGCGUUAUUCAUCACGUGACGUGAAGGCAAAAUCAGUGACGACAGUCUUGUCCGGCGCUCGCGAUGAUUCUGAUUCGCCCGAACCAACCGGUUUAGCAGCACCCACCAAGUCUCAUUUGGAAAAGAAGUUGGCCAUGAAUCGAGGUUUGGAUUUGCUUAGCGAAGAGGAGAAAGAAGAGGAGGCCUCAGUUCGAGCCGCUCAGUUGUCCAAUAUUUUACAUCUGAUGCAAUCACAGCCAGAUCGAUUUGGCGAUAUGUCCAUGGAAGAAAUGAGUGCACAGUUCACACAGUUCUAUGUUCGCAAAAAUGAAGACUGA